Messenger RNA from Sphenostylis stenocarpa, 984 nucleotides. The record is from the annotation of a GenBank genome assembly. NCBI's taxonomy places the organism in Eukaryota, Viridiplantae, Streptophyta, Magnoliopsida, Fabales, Fabaceae.
AUGAUUUUUUUCUCAUUUUGUCCUGUAGCCACGUGGCCUCAUCAUUUGAAACGAUCAUUGCUUCAUCCCAUCUCACUCACUUCUCACUUUUCAACUUUCUCUCUCUGGUUUCGCAAUUUUCCCCAAUCUCAGCCUAGGGUUUUUUAUCGCAAACACCCUCCUUCCUUCCUUCCCUGCCAGGUUGCGAGCAAAGGAUUCCGAAGCUUCGACUCUGCUGGAAGAAAAAUGAGACCUGUUUUCUGCGGAAACCUGGAUUUCGACGCCCGACAAUCUGAUGUGGAGAGGCUCUUCAGAAGAUACGGGAAAGUCGAUAGAGUUGACAUGAAAUCUGGGUUUGCUUUCGUCUACAUGGAAGAUGAACGUGAUGCUGAGUAUGCAAUCAGAAGACUUGAUAGAACAGAAUUUGGUAGAAAGGGACGGCGGAUUCGUGUUGAGUGGACUAAGCAAGAACGUGACAGUAGAAGGUCAGGUGGUGAUUCCAGAAAAUCUUCAUCUAAUUCAAGACCAUCCAAAACUUUGUUUGUUAUAAAUUUUGAUCCAGUUCACGCCAGGACAAGGGAUCUGGAGAGACAUUUUGAUCCUUAUGGGAAAAUAUUAAAUAUAAGGAUCAGAAGGAAUUUUGCUUUUAUUCAAUAUGAAUCCCAGGAGGAUGCUACUAGAGCUUUGGAGGCGACCAACUUGAGCAAGUUCAUGGACCGUGUUAUCACAGUGGAGUAUGCCAUAAGAGAUGAUGAUGACAGGGAUAAAAGGAACGGAUACAGUCCUGAAAGAAGAGGUCAUGACUCUCCUGAUGGGAGAUAUGGUCGUGGUAGAUCACCUAGUCCAUAUCGCAGAGGUAGGGGUAGCCCAGAUUAUGGUCAUGGAUCAAAUCCAGCUUCCAGACCAGAAACAAAAGGUAGCCCCAAGUAUGAACGAGCUGAAAGUCCGAUAAAUGGGAGAUAUGAUAGCCGGUCUCCACCACCCCGAGAUAGGUCACGCUCUUGA